UGAGACUUUUUAAGAAUUUUUGAUAAUUUUUAAGAAAUUUUGAGAAUUUUUAGGCCCGAUUCCGUUUUUACAAUAAAAUUUUUCGAAUUUCAGAGUUUUUUUAGUUCUAGAAAAGUCGAGGAAUGAUAAUAUUGAAAUUUAAUUUGGUGUUCUCUUUCGCAGUCGGCUUUCGUACGGCUCGCAGUUGCACCGUGAGUUCGGCAAACACCUUCACAGAUCCGACUGCUGGCGGAGAUUCUGGGAACUUGUUCCAGGCGGACGGUCUUCUAGUGGAGGCCACUCCGCUCAAGUCGAUUCUCGAGGUUAAGGUCGGCGGUCAACCUCCAGGGCUUCUGGCGGUACGCGAAUCCGCUCAAGGGACGUGCCAGCUCGUUGCGCGACGCUGGAAAUCAGCCAGAUCGACGACCCGAGCACGCUGCACCGGUCUCAGCACCUCUAUCCGGGUGGCCCCGACGCCGAGUAACAUGCUAACGGCGGCACCGACGCCCAGCAGUAACCUGCUGCCCCGCGGACAUCCAGGACAACUAGAUCAGAAUAACCCAAAAUUCCGUAGUAAACCACUCAAACAAUUGCUUUGAUUUUGUUUUGAAUUUUGAAUAAAUAAAUAAAAACAUUGAAACCUUUUCUUGUUCUUCUUAUUUCCAUCCAAAAUUUGAAAAGCAACGGUCAAUUCAAAACAGAAAAUAUUGUAGUGGCUGCGUGCUGCGUACUUUUGGCAGGCAUGCGUUACGGCGUUACGUUUGCGAUAUCGAAAAUCGCCGUUUGCGAUAUUGGAAGCAAUGCUUCCUGCUGACGGGUGUAAACGGAGGUUUGCGAUUGGUAGAGCAAAUCGGAAGCAAAGUUUGCGAUUCCGCAAACCGGUUUUUGUUCCGUGUGAGUAAACACGCGAUAGAGACCGACACUUCUUGGUGCUGAGAAUCUCACGACGGUAGAAUUUAUAACAAAAUUUUAAACAAGACAGCAUCAAAAAUAGAAGUUAAAUUCUUUUGAUGAUUUAUUUACUAAUUUUCAUUUUUCAGAGAACUUCUCAUCUGGACUCCUUACUAAUGAAGCCUCCUUACCUAAAACCGGACCAAGCUCCUCCCUUAGCUGUCAGUUGUAUUUCAAUUAGGACCUUUUUUCCCAAGGAUCAAUCCAGUCUCAAAUUGGGGAGGAUACACUGGAAGGAUCGUCCCAAUCUCUCGCUGUCAUCGCUCGCUGAUCCAACUUUGGCGAAAUAAUUAUCUGAAUCCACAAAUCGUUCCUUUGUGUUCGGUCCCUUAAGCAUUA
Molecule: messenger RNA, 1269 nt
Organism: Culex pipiens pallens (northern house mosquito)
Lineage: Eukaryota; Metazoa; Arthropoda; Insecta; Diptera; Culicidae
Exons: 1
Coding region: 123-578 (151 amino acids)
Source: RefSeq, a predicted model, not a curated record